Molecule: messenger RNA, 3434 nt
Organism: Prosopis cineraria
Lineage: Eukaryota; Viridiplantae; Streptophyta; Magnoliopsida; Fabales; Fabaceae
Exons: 4
Coding region: 1-3039 (1012 amino acids)
Source: RefSeq, a predicted model, not a curated record
AUGAGUGACAAAGGAGAUUCGGCCAAGAAGCAGCAACAACAGUCUCAGACGCAGCUCCCACAACAGCAGCAACAGCAGAUUCCAUCUUCUUCUCCUCUUCAUGUGGAGGAAACUUCGGCGGAGGCGAAGCCAAUUCAUCAGCAUCAUCUUCAUCACCAUCAGCCGCCGCAACCAGGAACACCGGUCGUCGGAGUCAGUGGUGGUGCCUCUCCUUUCAUUCCCACGCCUCUCUAUGUCUCCGCUGGUGCAACAGCUGGCUCUCCAUUUGACACUGCAAGUAAUAAUCCCAAAAGGACCAGAUACACUAGUGGCCAAUGGAAGCUUCUGCCUUCUCCUUCCUCUCAGCAAAUGCCUUUACUCUCUACGGAAUCAAGCCCUUCCCCAUCUCAGCUCCCACUUCAAGUUCAACCCCAAGCCCAAGCCCGUGCUUCAGCAGCUUCUUCCUCAGACACUGCCUCGUCUGAUCCUACUCACUCUCCUCCUGUGCCGUCUUCUCUUUCUCCCGCCGCCGGACAGGAAGGGAACAAGUCGGAGGGGGAACAGCAAAUUCACCAUCAAUUCAGGAAGGGGAAAUACGUGAGCCCGGUUUGGAAACCUCACGAGAUGUUGUGGCUAGCGAGAGCUUGGAGGGUCCAGUACCAAGGUGGUGGUGGUGGGUCCGAGUUGAUGGGAUCAUCUUCUAGCAGAACAGAGCAUGUAGAAAGUGGUGGUCAGGCUACUAGAGGCAAAACUAGGGCUGAUAAAGAUAGGGAAGUGGCAGAGUUUCUGCAGAGGCAUGGAGUGAAUAGAGAUGCCAAAACGGCUGGGACUAAAUGGGACAACAUGCUUGGAGAAUUCAGGAAAGUGUAUGAAUGGGAGCGAGGUGGUGAGAGACAGCAUGUUGGGAAAAGCUAUUUCAGACUCUCUCCUUAUGAGAGGAAGGUCCAUAGACUUCCUGCUUCUUUCGAUGAAGAAGUUUUUGAAGAGCUUUCUCAAUUCAUGGGUUCCAGAAUGAGAACUUCCCACGCCAGAGGUGCUGCUUCUUCCUCCAUUAUUGUCGGUGGAGAUGAUUCUCGGACAAGAGCACUGCCCCCACCUCCGCCGUUUAAAGAAGAUGACCUUCCACUCUCAGCUAGGACAAAGCAAUUGGGGAUGACAAGUGGCGGUGAAGCAUUAUUUCAUGGUCCUCGAGGUAUGAUAUUAGGGUUGGAGUCUCCCUUGGAAAUUGCAGGUCCUUCGUUGGCUUCUUCUUCAAAGGACCUCCGACGAAUUGGGAAGAUAAGAAUGACAUGGGAGGAAUCAGUGAACUUGUGGGCUGAAGAAGGUGAACUUCACAGAGGGAGAGUGAGGCUUCAAGGUUCAAGCUUUCUGAAGGCAGAUGAACUGUCCUUCUUUGACGAUUCAAUGGUGCUUUGCACCAUGGAGAAUUUCGAAGAUGGUCCCUUAAAAGGUUUCUCUGUUGAUAGAUUCGUUUCCGGACAACAAGUCAAAGUCUUUGGCAGAAGAAAGUAUUCUUCCUCAGCCUCUGCUUCGACUUCUGGUUUUCCUGAAAGAGUUCAGCUCCCAUACACAGAACCUUUGAUAAGAUCAACGCCUCCGUGGGAAUUUCAGGAUCCAACCGAUUACUACAUGGGAUGCUUACGUGUCUCGCCACCAUCACUACCAACGUUGUAUGAGCUGUCGUGGCACAUCCAGGAGCCUCCAAUGGAAGAACUUCGCUUUCCACUGAGGAGGGAUGUGUACAAGGACUUGCCUCAAGGGAAGGAGCUAUUCUUCACAACUUCAUCUGAACCGUUGGAUUGUAGGGCCAUCAUGUACGAAGUCGUAGGUCCAAUCAUUCGACCCAACCCUAGUCUCUCUCACGCCACUUCAUCCACUCGAGAGUCUCUCAUUUCUCUCUGGGAUGACUGCAUCAAUAGGGUCGUCUCCAAGUUCUGUCCCUUGGAAAUUCUCAUCACCAGGAAACCCAGUGCUACUACUACUUCAGGUAAUAAUAAUUCCACUGAGUUAUUGCAAGAUCAAUGGCCUAAUGUUACUGGUUUCGUGAGAAAUUAUUGCUUGUGGAGAGGAGAAGAGACUGAUCAAUUCAAAGAGGGUCAACUUGAUCCAGCAACGACAAUAGCAGAGAAGCUCUUGUGGACAUAUCUUGAUCUCCCAUAUAUCCUCGGAUACUACGCUGUCGGUCACGUGGUAACAUUCUGUGCACUGAGUAGGUCACAAGACCGAAUCACUCGUACUGAUUUAUACACUCUCGACCUAUCUUCACCCGCAGAGAGAAUCAAAGCUUUAGUUCCGUGUUACAGAAUCGGUACGUUGCUUCCUUUGUUAGCUGAGAGGUGCUUCCAUAUUAACAAUGGUGGGAAUUAUAAGCUGUUCACUUACAGUGACUUUGAAAGAGUGGAUUUGGGAAACGGGAAUGUAAUGGAGAUGACGCCCAACACAUGCACGAGAAUAUUUCAGAGUAAGAGAAAAUGGGCUGCGGUGAAAGAAAUUUACGAAAUCUUAGACCAUCGAAUCCCACACGCUGAGUUCAUAUUCAGGUCGUGCGAGAAAGAUCUGAACUUGGUGUUUAAACCCAGAGGGUGCAAGAUCAAGCCUGAGAAUUGCGAACAAUUAGUGGAGGCGCUCAAGUACGUGACGAAAGCUUUGGUCGCUCUACACGACUUGUCCUUCAUGCAUCGAGACUUGGGUUGGGACAAGGUGAUGAGGAGGUGCGACAGAGAGAACGAGUGGUUCGUGUGUGGAUUCGACGAGGCGGUGGGAGCGCCGCAGCUUUACCCGUACAUGGUGGCGGGCGGGGCGGGGGGAGAGGGGGCGGCGCGUGGGAGACAUGCGCCGGAGAUGGGAAGGGGAUUACACACAGUGAAGGUGGACGUGUGGGGAGUGGGAUAUCUGAUAAAGACAAGCUCGCUGUCUGGUUUGCCCAAGAUGCUGAGAGAGCUUCAGAAUCGGUGCAUGGAACAAAACGCUGAGCAGAGGCCAACGGCGGCCGACUGCUACCACCACCUGUUGCAGUUGCAGUCAUCACUGUCAGGUGCCGCCGGUGGAGGGUUGAUGUGAUUGAGAACGAUAUAUUAAUGCUUCAUUGUUUAACGAAUGUCUCACAAAUGCCAUAUUGGCGUUGGAAAUUGCGAGUUAAAGUGAUGGUGAUAUUAUUAUUAUUCUUUAAAUUUGAUGAUUUUCGAUGAUGAUGCUUUUGAAGUUUAAAGCGGGAGAAAGAAAAAGGAGAGGGAGGGAGCUGGAGGGUGUCAUCGGAGGAAGAAAUGGCGGCUACUGUGGAUUGGAAGGAGUGUGAGACAGCUUCUUAUCAAAUCAAAUCAAGGAACAGUUUUCUCAGUUUUGCAUUGGUGCGUCUCGAAUGUGAGAUGAUGAUAUGGCAUUGUUUGGCUACAUGAUUAUUGAUUCUGUUCUUCAACUAGGAUAGGUGAGUCUUAAUUAAUCUUUUCCUUCAUAUU